This is a messenger RNA of Metschnikowia bicuspidata var. bicuspidata NRRL YB-4993, 928 nucleotides long. RefSeq lists its product as uncharacterized. The transcript has a single exon. NCBI's taxonomy places the organism in Eukaryota, Fungi, Ascomycota, Pichiomycetes, Serinales, Metschnikowiaceae. The record is from RefSeq and is a predicted model, not a curated record. Bases 313 to 654 code for a protein of 113 amino acids.
CGACUACUACAGGAGACCUAUCCUAGGAGUCGAUGACGUAAUAUCCAAUACGGAAACAGAUACGGCCCAUGAGGACCUUCCAGGCCGUGACUAACGGAAGGGGGUGGGCAAAGUUGGUACGUACUUGGGAGUUGUUCAAAGGCUUUUCAUAUGUAUCAUUUGCAUUGUUUUUCUCCUCGAAUCAGAUGAAUCUACCAAAAAUAUCGAAUCCAUACAAGGUAUGUCGUCUUGUUCAUUGAGCCGGCGCAAACAGGAGAAACUUCUGCCACUCCGCCCAGGUCCUUUCUUUGUGAGUUAUUCGAAGUGAAGGCGAUGAAAAGGUGGAGAAAGUUUUGGAAAGAUUUUUACAAACAAGAAUGGUUGGUGCAAAAUGAUCUCACCGCCAUUCAUCUAUUCAAUCACGGCUCUUAUGUUCCCCUUCAUGAUGAUGAAGUUUGGAAGUCACGAUUUGAAUGUAGGUUGUGUUUGAAACGUUGUUCUAGCGAUCAGAAGUUAACCCAUCUCUACAAUGAGUGUGAGACUGUGCACUUCUGGUGGAAAAAGAGCAGCUUUCCAGCACGACUGCGCUCAAGGGAGAUGCUUGCUCCUUUAGAUACUUUCUUUGAUUGUCGAAGGAACCCCAAUUGGCUGGUUAAAGUCGUUCGUAAGGCUUAAUUUGUUCAAGGACCAGGAGGCAAAGACAGGCGUACGUCUUGCCGCAGUGUCACGGGCCCUAAGGGAAAAAUAUCAUACAGAAAGGUGUCAUCAGUUCAAUUCAAGUGGUUGGCAUUGGUUAUGGGCAGACGUCGUUUUGAGGGGAGUAUAUCCCCUUUGGGGGAGUUUGUGAAUGGGUGCUCGCACCUUCUCACUUUAGCCCAUGUUGUGACCUAUUGUAGGUUUUUUCUUAAUAUAUUUUCGUUAGUGGUGGGGUAAUAAAUUUCCUCCAGUG